Molecule: messenger RNA, 996 nt
Organism: Capsella rubella
Lineage: Eukaryota; Viridiplantae; Streptophyta; Magnoliopsida; Brassicales; Brassicaceae
Product: proteasome subunit beta type-1
Exons: 7
Coding region: 112-783 (223 amino acids)
Cellular component (GO): proteasome core complex
Source: RefSeq, a predicted model, not a curated record
AGCUAAGAUCCGAAGUUUCUUUGACAUCAAAAACACAAACCCGGAAAGCUAUUCCUCUGCCAUUUUCGAUUCUUCUAAGCCCUAGCUCUAAGCUUCUCUCUCAAAUCCACCAUGACUAAGCAGCACGCGAACUGGUCUCCUUACGAUAACAAUGGAGGAACAUGUGUGGCCAUCGCUGGAUCGGAUUACUGCGUUAUCGCCGCCGAUACUCGUAUGUCUACUGGUUACAGUAUUCUUAGUCGCGAUUACUCAAAAAUCCAUAAACUAGCAGACAAAGCUGUGUUGUCUUCCUCUGGCUUUCAGGCUGAUGUGAAAGCAUUGCAGAAGGUUCUUAAAUCCAGACACUUGAUCUAUCAACAUCAGCAUAACAAGCAGAUGAGCUGUCCUGCAAUGGCCCAGCUUCUCUCCAACACGCUUUAUUUCAAGCGGUUUUUCCCCUAUUAUGCAUUUAAUGUUCUAGGAGGUCUUGACGAAGAAGGAAAAGGGUGUGUCUUUACUUACGAUGCUGUUGGAUCAUAUGAGAGAGUUGGAUACGGUGCUCAAGGUUCUGGUUCCACACUCAUCAUGCCUUUCCUUGACAACCAGCUCAAAUCUCCAAGUCCUCUGCUGCUACCUAAACAGGAUUCGAACACACCCCUUUCAGAAGCCGAAGCAGUUGACUUGGUUAAAACUGUUUUCGCAUCUGCCACAGAGAGGGAUAUCUACACUGGAGACAAGCUUGAGAUUAUGAUACUUAAGGCCGAUGGCAUCAAGACUGAACUCAUGGACCUGAGGAAAGACUAAGCUCCUUCCGUGCAUUUAGCCAACCAUGUCCUUCUGUUUUGUUAUUUGUCACUUCAACAUUAGGCUUCCAGAGUUGUAGAACUCGUAUGAACUGCUGUUGGAUCUGAUACUUCACAGUUAAAAUCAUGACUCGUAUCUGAAGUUUCUCCAAAACUGUGUUUCCUUUUGUAUGAAUCACUGAAGUCCAUGUGUUCAAACACUAUUUCUCUCAUU